Molecule: messenger RNA, 3660 nt
Organism: Tuber melanosporum (Perigord truffle)
Lineage: Eukaryota; Fungi; Ascomycota; Pezizomycetes; Pezizales; Tuberaceae
Exons: 4
Coding region: 317-3310 (997 amino acids)
Molecular function (GO): protein binding
Source: RefSeq, a predicted model, not a curated record
CACAUGUAGGAUUGCCCUGCCUGCCCUGAUCUCCAACAGCACAUCCACCGCUCCCAUUCCUUCUCAUAACCACACGCCCACUACUCCCUCUCAAAUACCUUUGUUGUUCUGCCACCAACUUUACGCAUCACACUCAAUAGCCAGGUAUAUCUCUUUGGGUCCCGAGCUCCUCUCACCCCGAACUAUCGCUUUCACAACCCCACUGCUCUGUUAUAUAUAGCUCCCUGGCACAUUGAACUUGCUUAUGCCCUCGACCCCACUACUUCUAGGCUAAGGAGGAGAGAAAGAGCAGCCCCCUCCGCGAAAAGCGCCCAAAAUGUCGGACUCAAUGUCCUGGGAGUCCAGAUUUCGCACGAGAGAAAUCGCCGCUUGCGAAUGGGAAGGUAUCAGAGGUGUGUUCGAAGAUCUUUACAUAGAGCAGGGCCAAACGCUCAAAAUGAUAAGACAACACCUAGCAGAAGAAUAUGGCUUCUAUGCAAACGAGACACAAUACAAGAAAAAGAUACGAAAAUGGGACAUUCAGAAGAAUCUUAGCCGAGAUAAAAUGGUAGCCAUCGUGCGGUUAUUGGAUCAUCGGACUGCGCAAGGACUUUGCACCAAGUUUUCCUUCAACGGUAAACCCCUCAGUCACGAGAGGAUUGACCGGUCAAGGAAAAGGUUCAAUAUGCUUGGACCCGACGCCCCGAUUGAGGGAGAGAUUGAUUAUGAGAUUGAAGGUGUUGAGUAUUGGGACCCUAAAGCGGAUCCACUAGCGUCGCAACCUGAUGCUGGGUUCCCCGCACAACCAGAACUCCAGGCAUCAGGACAGCCUGCACCGGUGGAUAUGCAGAAAACACAAUCACCACAACUCCCGGAAAUGCGAGUACCAGCCCAUGAUGGUGUUGUAUACGUGGCACAAACGGAAAUUCCCACCACGAGAAAUCCCGAACAAAAUGGAAACGAUGGGGCCGCUUACCAACUGCCAAAUGAUGACGAAUGCUACGCAAAGCCUUCUUCUAAACCCACCCUUGUAAACGUAGGAGGGCUGAAGCAAGCCUCAAAGCGCCGCAGGAGUGACUCCGAUGCUGAUGACACAGUGGAUAAUAGAAAGUCACGCAGGACCUCACGGCACGGUGAUAACGGGGAUCCGUCAGACGCACUCGCUCAACCAGCGAACCUUAUCGACAAAGAUGACGGGGAGGAAAAUGGGAGCUCAAGCAUGCCCACUCCUACCCCUAUCCCUAUGGAACGUCGGAGGUCUCUUUCGAGCACGUCGGGUGAAGCGGGCUCGCCAGGACUUGGGUUUCAGGUUCCCAGUAUACGCAGUGCGGGUUCACCCUCGCCAGAACCGCUACCAUCAGGCCCAAUUUUGGGCGGUGGCUUACCACCGCUGCCGCCUCCUGAGCGACGGGAUUCAAAUAUCUCCUUGCCAUCAUUCUCGGAGCUCGAGGCAUAUUCACCACCACAAUCACUACCACUACAAGCGGGAUUGUCAUCAGGUACAUUACCUCCACCACUAGUCCAAUGGGGCACGAGCCCGCCAUCGCCGGCCGUGGUAUGGGGACCUGGGCAGCCAACACAACGAAAAAGUUCGAUUCUGGCACUGGCGCUGGGGGAAAGUCCCGCACCGAUCUUGAACGAUAUCUAUUGGCCCGAGCCGCCCAGUGCGGGUGACUUCUCGGGAGGUGAUACAGUACAGGGCCCCGGCCCUGCAGAAGUACUCAGUGAACCGAUCACUCGGAACCCGGAGGAUGGACCACUGUCUUGCACUAGCCGGGAGAGUUACGAGGGGGCACCGAGAAAUGAGUAUAUUCCUGGAGCGACCAACGCCGGAGGUUCUAGCCUGCGGUCGUCGUCGCCUCCGUCGUUAAUGUCGCUGACAUCGGUGUUGUCGUCACCCGCUUCGUCACAUCAUUCCCCAUCACUCUCACAACCCCUCCGCCACAAUAGCCCAUCACCCGAACCACCAGCAACCCCGUUCCAGGCUACCAUAUCACAAGAGAUUACCGAGUGGGUCGCUGCAGCCAUCCGCUACUCUACAAAAUCCUGGUGGAAUGAUCUACGGGAUCUAGAAGUCCAGGAAGUCCAGAACCUAAUAAACCGCCUUGGUCGCAAACACCUGGACACUCUCGACGCCGUGAGCGCACUUGCGACACUCUACACCACCACUGGAAAAGACACAAGGGCUAUGGGGCUGCACAAAUACGUUUAUGACCAGCUCCACAAAUUCUUUGGCUCAACGCACCCCCUUACCGUCAGGGCACAGCACAAUCUCGCGGGCGUGUACCUAGCCAAGGGGGACUACCCCGCCGCACUAGCCAUGGCGAAGGAGUCUGUGGAACAUAGUAAAAUCGUGCACGGGGCCGACCAUGCCGAGACCUUAUCCUCACUCGUGCAAUUAGGCCACGUACUAUCGAGGCUAGGGGAAUUGGACAAGGCGAUGCAAAUCGCAAACAGCGUACUAGAAGCGCAGCAGCGGAAGCCGGAGGGCGUAGCGAACCGACACACCACCAUAUCAGCAAACAAGCUGCUCGGCACACUUCUCGAGAAGAAAGGUUGCUACCAGCCCGCCAAGGCGAUCCUAGAGGAAGUCCUCGCCCUCCAGGAGGAGCUAUUCGGAAAAGAUCACCCAGAGACACUCUCCGUCAUGGACUGCCUGGGCACGACAUACCUAUCCCUUGGCGAGCCUGCGAAGUCCGAAGAAAUCCUCCGCCGCACUGUGGACCUCUCGACAGAAAAGCUCGGGGGAAAGCACCCGGACACGCUCUCCUCCAAGCACAACCUUGUCAACGCACUCCUCAAAAGUCGCGACUUUGCCGCGGCGAAGGACCUUGCGGGAACGGUGUACGCCGAAACCCGCCAGGUGCUCGGCGAUGAGCACGUGGAUACCGCGUUCUCUAUGGUGAACCAGGCCUCCGCGCUCAUGGGUAUUGGAGACGUCGCUGGUGCGGUAAAUAUCCUCCGGGCCACCGUGGCUAAAUUGGCUGUCAUCCUUCCCGCUGGGAACUCCCAUGUGCUUUUAGUAAAGGAGAAGCUUGCCCAAGGAUUAGUGGAUUCGUUUAGGUUCCCCGAAGCAGAGAGGGUCAUGCGCGAGGUACUCGUCGAGAGGAGGUGUGCCCUCGGGGAUGCACAUCCCGAGACUAUUCGUGUGGAGGAGUGGUUGGGCAUGUGCCGGGCGAGGAUGGGGGGGGCAGAGGCGGUGGCGGGGAGUGGGGAGAGUGCUGCUACUGCCACUGCCGGUGAAUGGACCGGGAAAGGGGGGGUUUCUCGGGGGGGGUGUCGGAAUGGUGGUAUUAGAGCAAGACCUAGUUGGUGGUGUGGCGGUGGUUAGGGCAUUUUGGCCUUUCCUAUUCUUAUGUUCCUUUUCUUCUUUAUAAACCACCCUUGCAAUGCCCUGUUGUUUCCCCGGCCAUUACAUGAUUAUCUAUUCCACCCCAAGACACUAUUACGAGUACUAUUACCUUUUUCCCUUUUCGCCUUCCUACGUUACUCACGAAGGUGUACUUCUGGACCACGUUACAUAUUAUUAUCCCUCCUCCUACUUUUCCUUUUACUUCUGUAUACACAGGUUCAUCGGGGCGUUGGUGGCUCGCUUUGUUUUGUAUUCUUGGUUGCGUCAUGUCGAUAAAUAAUAAUUUAGUAAAUGAGAGAAAAAAAUUAUCAUCCUACUUUUUAAGCUUU